Molecule: messenger RNA, 1251 nt
Organism: Ilyonectria robusta
Lineage: Eukaryota; Fungi; Ascomycota; Sordariomycetes; Hypocreales; Nectriaceae
Exons: 4
Coding region: 1-1251 (416 amino acids)
Biological process (GO): positive regulation of transcription by RNA polymerase II
Cellular component (GO): nucleus
Molecular function (GO): DNA-binding transcription factor activity; transcription cis-regulatory region binding
Source: RefSeq, a predicted model, not a curated record
AUGCCGGGUUUUGCUGCUGGCUCUAUUUCCUCAAUUAGCCACACUGUUGAGACUCCAACUGCCAGAUGGCUAGAGCUCCUCAUAGGGGACGCGGUCCUUGAUAAUGGAACCCUACCUGAGAUCGACCUCGAGUACAGUGCUCUCAGUAUGUUUGGUAAUUCCCUCGUCCAAACCCCGGCAUCUACAGCAGCCGAGGACCAGCGGACGCCUCUAUUCCGGACCGAAGUCGACUCAAGCUCAGUCACGUCUAGAACAUUGCAUGUAUCUCUGCAAGAGCGCUUGCCACAAUUAGGGAGCGACCAAGUUUCAGAGAAGCAAGCUUGGUAUUCAAUAGAGGCAAUCAAGCUAUCGCCGCAAGAAUGCAGACUAUUUCAUCACUUCGUGCAGCACGUCAGUCAAUGGAUCGAUCUCUUCGAGCCCAAAAAGCCAUUCGGGACCUUUGUGCCGCAUCUUGCCCCAGAGUUCAGUCUCCCUGAUGCGAAUGAUGCAGUCAGAUAUUACUAUAAAACUCUGCAUUACAGUCAGGAAGCAAUGCGAUAUGACACUUACAAGGUCAGUCUUGAGCUCCUAGCCAUAUCUAUCAUUAUUUCCACGUACGAGAUGCUUGAUGGAUCAAACACCGAUUGGGAGAGACACCUGAAGGGUGUCUUUUGGAUUCAACGGUCGCAAGUCAUUCAUGGUGACUCUGGGGGCCUAAGACAGGGAGUUUGGUGGGCAUGGCUUUGUCAGGAUAUAUGGGCCGCAUUCCGAGAGGAACGAAAACCAUUCACUUUUUGGUGGCCGACAAGGUCGUUCGAUGACUUGGAUCCUUGUGAGCUUGCCGCUAGAUCGGUCUAUCUCUUCGCCCAGGUAGUGAGCUUCUGCUCUAGAGAGGAGAGAGAAGAGGGUCAUAAUGAUUUUGCUACUCGGGUAUCGAAGGCCGAUGUUUUGGUGGAGAAAUGGAACGAUUGGAGAAAACACUUGACGGUUGAAUUUGAGGCACUGCCCGUUUCCACGGAUUCUAAAGACGUGUUUCCGCCUAUAUGGGUCCACCCACCUGCAUUUGGCGUGGCGUUACAACUUUACUACUGCGCUCUCAUCUUGAUAUCUCUUCAUCGUCCACGGGCCGGUGGAAUUGAUGUGUACCUCGAACAAAAAGGAAUGCUGAAGCAAGGAGUUAUGAUGGUGUGUGGGAUUGCAUCAACCUUGACGGAUUUUGCGUCCGGAGUCAUGUCCUCGCAAUGUGUCUUUAUUGGUAAGUCUAUCUCCUAA